This is a messenger RNA of Blastocystis hominis, 1244 nucleotides long. RefSeq lists its product as hypothetical. The record is from RefSeq and is a predicted model, not a curated record. The transcript has 8 exons. NCBI's taxonomy places the organism in Eukaryota, Bigyra, Opalinata, Blastocystidae. The coding region runs from base 285 to 1244 and encodes 319 amino acids.
GUUUUAAGCAAUAUUUUUACAUCAGGUUGCUGUGGAUUACUGAUAUUGGGAUUUAUACUCUUACCUUCUUAUUUUUUGUAUUCUCAGUCUACUAAUAGUUUUCACAUUCUUGUUUUUGGUACGUUAUGAACAAUAUAAAGAUUUCGAGAUAUGAGCAAGAGGAUGAUAAUAAAAACGGGUAUGUCACUCCUCGAUAUAACCAGCAACGAACCAAUGGUGGUCGUUACAUAAAUAAUAAUCGUCAAAGAAAUGCUGGUAACAGAUCUGGUAUAGCACCUGGAGGUAUGGGAGGAGCUGGAACCGGAGGUAAUUCCGUAACUGGUUCUUUCCCCUCAUCAAAUUCCAAUUUCGAUAUUGAAGGAUCUAGUGAUUCGAAUUCUCAGAGAACUCCAUUUAUUCGCACAGUCUCGUCGACGUCGAGUCGCCACGAUAAUUUCAGAAAUGAAAACGAGAAUAUGGUGUCUGUAGAGGAAGUCGUCAGUGGCGAUCUGUCCAAAGGGAUCGUACAGGAAUUCCGUGAGAAGCUCUUAGCGGACAGCACUGAAGAGGAUCUGAGGCCGCAAGUGAUCAAUGACAAAAUCGUUUAUAGCUUGCUUUGUGUGUUGAAACUCUCCGAAGUGGAGCCUCCCGAAAUGAAAUGCCCUUUAUCCUACACAAUCUACGAGAAGAAAAUGGUCUCCGUUUCUCCCGAUCCGAACGACGAAGUGCUGGAUGCGGAUUGCUGGGAUCUUCCUUCCAACGACGCUUCGAACAUCGAUCUCUCCUGCUCUCUGGAGAUGGAUCGCCAGCAGUUCCUCGACCAGCGUCAGAAAGAGUCCUGCGACGCUGUGGCGCGCGAGACCGCCGAAAUGGAUCGCGAGUUCAAGUCGCUGGAGGCGGAGAACGGUGUCGAUUCGAUCUUCAAUCUCUUCGAUCGCCGUCUCUCCUCCGACGACGACGAAGGCGACGAGCCCAAACCCGAGCUUCCAUUAGCUCUCGACAGUGACCAUCGAAACGCUCCCAAUCGUCUCGAGCCUCCACGCGAAGCCACCGAAGUCGCCGUGGAGCCUCCGGCCACCGAGUUCGCGCCGUAUUUCGACCCUGCCGCGCAUAUUGGAGGGGCCGACGACGACGCCGCGGCUGCGCAGCCGCUCGGGAAUCGCUCGCCGAGUCCGCGCGACGCUGUCGAUCCGCAGCGAAUGGUGAAUCCGUCGCCGUACGCCGCGAAUCUUGGCUGUAGGCGCGCCACGAUGGGUGUCAUGUAG